This is a messenger RNA of Anas platyrhynchos (mallard), 2912 nucleotides long. RefSeq names its product proteolipid protein 1 (gene PLP1). Gene Ontology annotation, molecular function: structural constituent of myelin sheath. Gene Ontology annotation, cellular component: plasma membrane; myelin sheath. Gene Ontology annotation, biological process: central nervous system myelination; axon development. The record is from RefSeq and is a predicted model, not a curated record. NCBI's taxonomy places the organism in Eukaryota, Metazoa, Chordata, Aves, Anseriformes, Anatidae.
ACGCAGAGAGCCCUUUUCUUUGCUGGAGAGGGGGACAGGCACCCAGAGGGCACGGUACAGGGCGAGGGACUGCCAGGAGAGGCGAGGGCUGGUCCCAGCUGCAGACAGAGCCCAGGCAGCUGAGCGCACGGGGAGCGGACCGAGUCCGGCACCAUGGGUCUGCUGGAGUGCUGCGCACGAUGCCUCAUCGGGGCACCCUUCGCCUCGCUGGUGGCCACCGGCCUGUGCUUCUUCGGGGUAGCGCUGUUCUGCGGCUGCGGGCACGAAGCCCUGACGGGCACCGAGCAGCUGAUCGAGACCUACUUCUCCAAAAACUACCAGGACUAUGAGUAUCUCAUCGAUGUCAUCCACGCUUUUCAGUAUGUCAUCUACGGCACGGCCUCCUUCUUCUUCCUCUACGGAGCCCUGCUGCUGGCCGAAGGCUUCUACACCACCGGUGCCGUGCGGCAAAUCUUCGGGGACUACAAGACCACCAUCUGCGGCAAGGGCCUCAGCGCAACGGUAACCGGGGGCCCGAAAGGGAGGGGAGCGCGAGGCCCCCAGCGAGCUCACUCUUUGCAGCGGGUGUGUCAGUGUUUGGGAAAGUGGCUAGGACAUCCUGACAAGUUUGUGGGCAUCACCUACGUCCUGACCAUCGUCUGGCUGCUGGUCUUCGCCUGCUCCGCGGUGCCGGUCUACAUCUACUUCAACACCUGGACCACCUGCCAGUCCAUCGCCAACCCCAGCAAGACCUCGGCCAGCAUCGGCACCCUGUGUGCGGACGCCAGGAUGUACGGCGUCCUGCCCUGGAACGCUUUCCCCGGGAAGGUGUGCGGCUCCAACCUGCUCUCCAUCUGCAAGACCAGCGAGUUCCAAAUGACUUUCCACCUCUUCAUCGCGGCCUUUGUGGGGGCUGCAGCCACGCUGGUCUCACUGCUCACCUUCAUGAUCGCCGCCACCUACAACUUCGCCGUCCUCAAGCUGAUGGGCCGAGGCACCAAGUUCUAGGCCGCGAGGUGGAGCCCAGCUAGCCAAACGCCCCCUCUUUUCUCUAACCCCGAGGCUUUAACACUGCAGCCGCCCGACACCAGGUCUCCUGCGUUAACUCUGCCUUCGCCGCUGACUCCCCUCCUCUUCCUCCCUCGCAUCCAUCGUGCUGAGCGUGACCAAGAAGGAGAGCUUCCCACCAAUGGACCCCCCUUCGUGCACUUUUCUCUCUGCGCUCAUCAUCGGUAACCGGUUCGCUCUGGGGCCAAGCCCUUCGAAACCAGCAAGGGAAGAGGAGGGACUCACUCCAGUGUCCCUGGGAUGAGCCAAAGCCUUCGUGCUCCCGGGAGGCAGAAAUCCCCGUAGGUUGCUCUAAGAGUAGCAAGAAAGAGGCUAGAGAGAAAAGGAAGUUGGCCAAGUCUCGGUACCAUUGCUAGAGACUCUCCUGGAGCUGACUGCCGGCACCUCUCAUGGAUGGAGGAUGAGAACAAUUUUAUUUUCCCCUAGUAAAGAAAGAUGAAUUUACCCCAAAGUGCCUGCUGCAGCCAAGGCAAAGGGCGUUUAGGGCAAGGAUCUUCCCGUUGCGGAGAAGAGAGCGCUGACCCCGAUGCUGAUCAAGCCCGUGCCCCUAACCCAGCUGCCCCUAUUAAACCUGAAGGAGUUUGGUGCCUGUGGACGAGGGGGACUCUGAGCUUUACGCUCCAGCACCUCCAGGGCCCCCAGCACGGGGCAGGGCAGCAGGAGGCGGCAGGUAGGUGUGAGGGGGGCUGCCCUGAGAGCGUAAGGCCAGAGCAGUCCCUUUUGUAGGACAGGACACCCCUCUGGGCCGCUCGUCCCCCUGCGCCUCGCCGCCUCCCAGCUGCGCACGCCAGACGCGGUGGUGCCUUCACAAUGGUGCUCUUCUCUCGGGGUGACGUCUGCUUCCCUACCGUUUGCUAUGGCAAAGAUCUCGAUUUGUUUCUCACCUGUGCCAAACGUAAUGCCCCCUCCUCCUGCCCCCACUCUGCCCCUCACUUUUUGUCCUUUUAUUUUUUUAAUUUUUUCCUGCGAGUCAGGACGGCCGUCUCGUGGCUAGCCACGCCGGGAAGGACUGGCAGCACCUCGGCUCCAGUCGAAACCCACGAAGAAGGGCAGGAGGCCGCUCCCCGCACCCCAGACCCCGCUGGCUUCCCCAGGGCAGGGCGAGGAGCCGGGGGAGACCUUUCCCGCAGCAGCCCGAGGGAAGCCCCCCGGCCGGGUGGUGUGGGUCCAUCCCUCGCUGCCAAAACGCAGCUCCCAGUCCUCCCCGACAGCCGGCGUUUUGUUUCGUCCUCCCCCCGCCUCGCCUUAACGCUACGCUUCGUGUUUAUUUAUCGGAGAAACUACUUUCAGUAGCAGACCGUAGCUCCACCUCGCACGGAUUUAUUUUGUAUUUUUUGGUGUCUGUAUUAUCGAUGUUUUUCUAAGUGCCGGUUUCAGCAGGGGCAAGGAUAAAGGGGCCGAUCUGCUGAGCAGAGCGUUCGAAGGAUCCUUGCUGCUGGCUGCUGAACGAGGUUGGCCAGGCUACCGACGCACACGGGCUGGGGAGGGGGAGAUGCCAGCUGGGGCCGCGGGGUGGGGAGAAACCAGGCAAGAUCUGGGAAUUCACUUCAACGCCAUCUCUCUUGGGGGUUUGCUGGUUCGUUUAUUUUAUUUUUUUUUUCUUUCGUAUUGAUUUAACAACAAAUAACCAGACCCUCCUUCCCACCCUCGUCCCCAGACCCCAAGCACACACACGCACGCACACACACACACAAGCACACAAAAAGAGCGUUAAUCAACUGAAAGUGUUUCCUUCAUUUCUGAUCUAGAAUUUCAACUUGCUAACAAGCAAUAAAAAGGAGCAAGUUUUUAAAGACUUAUCUUACAAGAUGUAUUUUAUAAAAAUUAAAGAAAAUAAAUUAAAAUUAAGAACAUUCUGAACACGG